This is a messenger RNA of Suhomyces tanzawaensis NRRL Y-17324, 2370 nucleotides long. RefSeq names its product exosome nuclease subunit (gene RRP6). Gene Ontology annotation, cellular component: nucleolus; nuclear exosome (RNase complex). The coding region runs from base 1 to 2325 and encodes 774 amino acids. The record is from RefSeq and is a predicted model, not a curated record. Gene Ontology annotation, molecular function: 3'-5'-RNA exonuclease activity; nucleotide binding; nucleic acid binding. Lineage: Eukaryota; Fungi; Ascomycota; Pichiomycetes; Serinales; Debaryomycetaceae. The transcript has a single exon. Gene Ontology annotation, biological process: nuclear polyadenylation-dependent snoRNA catabolic process; nuclear polyadenylation-dependent antisense transcript catabolic process; nuclear polyadenylation-dependent rRNA catabolic process.
AUGUCCGCUUCCUCUCCUCAAAAGGACGUGUUUGAUUCGGUGUUACCCAAAGUCUUACAGACAAUUCGUGCUGCUUCAGCUUUGGGUGCACAAGAUGUCAAUUUUUAUAAGUCCAUCGACUCUGCAUUAUCUAGUGAGCUUGAUGACUCCGCUAGAAACGUUAUGGAAUUAACUAAGAAGGUGAUACAGGUAUCUGGUGAUGACAACAGUGACAAUAUCUUGAGAUUUGGAAAGGACAACAUCUCUGGAGAAGCUAACUGGAAACCUUUGGGAGAUGUUUUGGAUGCAGUGUUCGAGAAGAUUGAUAUUGCAUUCUCCAAUGCACAAAAGAAGUCCAAGCCAGCUGCUGAUAAACAACAAUUUACUUACUUGGAAGAUGGGAAUGAUACUACUGCUUCUGCAACAACAAAGAAGAUUGAAAAGCCUCAGCUUGAAUUUAAAAUUUCCGUGGAUAACUCCGAAUCUACGCCUUUCAAGCCUAAGAUAACCUCAAAACCCCAUAGUUUGACUCCAUAUGAGGAAUCUGUUAAAAUAAGAAAUCCAGAACCAAUCUAUGAGGACUCUGUUGAAAUUAUAGAUCCUCCAUACUAUCCUCAUCCUUAUGAAUACGAAAUAGAUCAUCAACCUUAUCCUGAGUCGAUCCUUGAGAAAGCAGACCCCAUUCCUUCUAAAGACUGGAAUACUACUUCUGCAAUCUGGGUGAAUACUCCUAAAGCUUUAGAAGAAAUGAUUGAUCAAUUGUCAUCCCUGACUGAAAUUGCAGUCGACUUGGAGCAUCAUGAUUUCAGAACCUAUUACGGGAUAGUAUGUCUCAUGCAAAUUUCCAACAGAGAAAAUGAUUGGAUAGUUGACACAUUAGCAUUAAGGGAUGACUUGGAACCAUUGAACCAAAUAUUCGCCAACCCAAGUAUAGUAAAGGUCUUUCACGGUGCCUUCAUGGAUAUCAUUUGGUUACAAAGAGACUUGGGUUUAUACGUUGUUUCUUUGUUUGAUACCUACCAUGCCUCCAGAGCCUUAGGAUUCCCUAAAUUUUCCUUAGCCUACCUUUUAGAAACGUACGCAAGUUUUAAAACUUCCAAAAAGUAUCAAUUAGCUGAUUGGAGAAUAAGGCCUCUCAUUCCAGCAAUGAUGGCGUAUGCAAGAUCUGAUACUCAUUUCUUGUUAAACAUUUUUGACCAGUUAAGGAAUAAGCUUGUUGAUGCUGGUGAUGAAAAAUUGCAAAAGGUUCUUUAUGAUUCCAGACAAGUGGCCAAGAGAAGGUUCGAAUACACUAAGUUCAGGCCGUUAUCUUCGGCUCCUGCUUCCAGUAAAGUUUCUUGUCCAGUUAUGUCUAAUAAUCCAAAAGAACCGUAUGCUUCACUCAUUUAUCAAUACAAUAUACCUCAUCACAAGAAACCAAUAGUGGAAAUGUUAUACAAUUGGAGGGACUUGAAGGCCAAGAAAGAAGAUGAGUCUGUAAGAUUCAUUAUGCCCAACCAGUUAUUGGUGAAUUUGGCUAAUUUAAGCCAGCCAAUCGAUGCACAAAAGGUUCUUGGAGCCUCCAACUUUGUCACUGAGCAUGUUAGAUUGAAUGCUAGAGAUUUGGCAGAAUUAUUACAAGCUUCUAUCAAGGACUCCGAAGAUAAGGAUUGGGAUUUGGUUGAUCAGUGGAGGGAAGUCACCAAUGAACCCGAAAACUUUGAUAAUAUCGACAACAUUAAAGCAUUGGCUACUUUGGAUAAGUUUGAUAAGUUGAAGGAAGCUAAUGCCAAUUUGUUGAACGCAACUGUCACUAGCUCAUUAUUGAAACACUCCAACAUUUUUAAUAGUAUCCUCAUUGAAAAGUCGAUUGUUACUCAGGAAUUUGAUCCAGAGAAGGAUACUGUCAUUAAGCACGACUUCACAAAGGAAUACGAACAAAGAUUGGCAACUGCCAAGGAGGGCCUUGAAGAGGUGGAGAAAUUACAAGCCUUAGUUCCAGAACAUGAGGCAGUCGAAGAAGUGGACGAAGAAGUGACUACGGUCCCUCAAGAACAGGUUAAGGAGGAAACUCCUGAAGAAUCAGCUCCUGUCAAAUCGGAUCCUAAUGAAAUUAUCACCAUAAAGAACAAGAAGAAUUUCAACAAAAAGACUUUCCAAAAGGGUACUCCUGAAACUGAUGAGGCUCCACUCGACUAUGCUAAUGCAGACAAGAUCAUGCUCGAAAAACAGCGUAAGGGUAGAGACCAAAAGAAGAAGAAGAGAGCAUUCGAUCCAUAUGGCAAGGAAAGCGAAGGUCCACAGCCUUCCAAGAAGGCCAGAAGAGUCAAUAUGGGAAAGACUUCCACCUUUACCAAGAAGAGGUAACAUUCUCUGUCUAUAGAUUGCUCAUAAGCACAUGUACAUUAGAAC